CUGUUGAAAAAAGUCCCCACAACACGGAAGUUCCCUGGGGUGAGAUCAGGGAGGGAAGAGACCCCGAGAACCUGCCGGGGGCUGGAGCCAGCAUGAGCCGGGGGUCCAGGUCAGGGGCGCGAGUGCAACAGGAGAAUGUCCCCUCCCAUCUCCUCCUGGAUCACGAAAACCAGCAGGUGUUUGAGCUCCUGGGCCGGAAAUGCACGACCCUGGCCACCUCGGUGGCCCAGCUGUACCAGGCCUUGCCCCCCAACAGCCAGAUCUGGGGGAAGCAGGGCUGCGGGGUCCUGUGCCUGGUGAAGGACAAUCCCCAGCGCUCCUACUUCAUCCGCCUCUUUGACCUCAAGGAGAGGAGGCUGACAUGGGAGCUGGAGCUCUCCAGCCAGCUGGUCUAUUCCGCCGUCACCCCCUAUUUCCACACCGUCCCCGGGGACGAAUGCCAGGCCGGGCUGAACUUUGCGGACGAGGCUGAGGCCCACAACUUCUACGUGCUGGUGGAGGAGAAGGUCCAGAAGCGACAGCAGAGGAUGGAGAAACGGCAGCUCCCCCCACCACCUCCCCCGGUCAAUGAAGAGCGACGGGCAUUGACGCUGCCUCGAUCCCCGAUGCCCGGGGGAGACAUGAAUGGUCCCAGCAAACAGCCGAAUUCCCCCUCCAGCUCCUUGAACCUGAUGACGAUGGACAUCCAGAACCCGGACAUCACCUCGUCCCGGUACCGGGGGCUGCCGGUGCCCACGGCCUCCGAGAAGAAGAAGGGCAAGAAAAAGAUCUCCAAGGCCGACAUUGGCGCCCCAAGCGGAUUCAAGCAUGUCACCCACGUUGGAUGGGACCCCAACACUGGCUUUGACGUGAAUAACCUGGAUCCCGACCUGAAGACGCUCUUCUCCCAGGCUGGGAUCAGCGAGGCGCAGCUGACUGACGCCGAGACCUCCAAACUCAUCUACGAUUUCAUCGAGGGCCAGGGUGGGCUAGAGGCUGUGAAGGAGGAGCUGAGACGCCAGAGUCCAGCACCACCUCCGCCCCCCAUGACCCGGUCCGGGCCCCUCCCUCCACCCACCCAUUCCUCAGGAGGAGCAGGUCUGCCCACCCCCGAGAUGCUGGACUCCCCACCGCCCCCGCAGAGCUCCGAGGGCCUGGUGGGGGCGCUCAUGCAUGUCAUGCAGAAGCGGAGCAAAGUGAUUCACUCCUCAGACGAAGGCGAGGACAACGGCGGGGACGAGGAGGAUGAUGACGAAUGGGACGACUGAACUCCGUCCCCAGCAAGAAAAGCUCCCCCCCCUUGUGUGCUGGGCACUGUGCCCCACUCCCCUGGGUGAUCCCCCAGCCCAUCUGGCCCCUUUGCAAUAAAGACAGCUCUCCGCUUGA
Molecule: messenger RNA, 1365 nt
Organism: Chelonoidis abingdonii (Abingdon island giant tortoise)
Lineage: Eukaryota; Metazoa; Chordata; Testudines; Testudinidae
Source: RefSeq, a predicted model, not a curated record